Messenger RNA from Rhopilema esculentum, 1334 nucleotides. RefSeq names its product DNA-directed RNA polymerase III subunit RPC8. Gene Ontology annotation, biological process: DNA-templated transcription; transcription initiation at RNA polymerase III promoter. Gene Ontology annotation, molecular function: DNA binding; DNA-directed RNA polymerase activity. The record is from RefSeq and is a predicted model, not a curated record. Gene Ontology annotation, cellular component: RNA polymerase III complex. NCBI's taxonomy places the organism in Eukaryota, Metazoa, Cnidaria, Scyphozoa, Rhizostomeae, Rhizostomatidae.
CAGACUCGUUUUCAUUCUUCGGCCACUAAGGCCAUAAACAUUGGAGCCAUGUUUGUGCUUGCAGAAAUGAAAGAUGUUGUUCGUAUUAAACCGCGGCAUUUUUCAUAUGAUCUACAUAGCACAAUUGCAUACGAACUAAACAAGAAGCUAGCAAAUAAGGUUGUGCAUGAAGUUGGGCUUUGUAUAACUUUAUUUGAUAUAACUGAAGUAUCUGACUCCUACAUUCUGCCUGGCGAUGGAGCUGCUCACACACCAGUAAAGUUCAGAUAUGUGGUUUUUAGACCAUUCAUUGAUGAAGUUCUUGUGGGUAAGAUCAAAGGCUCAAGCUCAGAUGGAGUUCAAGUAUCUUUGGGGCUCUUUGAUGAUAUUCUUAUCCCAGCUGUGUAUCUGCAGCAGAAGUCAAAAUUUGACGACGAUGAACAGUUAUGGGUAUGGGAAUAUGAGACAGACGAUGGCUCACAUGACCUGUUCAUGGAUGCAAAUGAGCCAAUCAGGUUUAGAAUUAUUGAUGAAGAGUUCAUUGACAUGACACCAUCAGGGCCAAUGCUAGCUGGAAACACUGAGACAACAGAAACUGCAGAAAAAAAGAAGGCUCCUUAUAGUAUUCUGGCGUCAAUAAGCGAGCCUGGUCUAGGAUUGCUGUCAUGGUGGAAUUCAACUGGGUGAUACAAAAACCGGCUACUGCUACAGCUGCCACGUGGCAAAGCAUGCUUACAUCAAGGCAAGGCAUUCUUUUGCCAAUCUCAGCACAUGCUACUUCGUCAAACUAAUGAUGUUAUCCCGUAUGUAGCAUUUCGAUACAUAUAUGUUGACUUGUGUGUUUGAAAAGAAAAUACUUAAGGCAUUCGAAGAAAGAUACUUGAAUGCAUACAUUGACAUUGAAUCUUGGAAAGAUAUUUCUUCUUGUGGUAUUGUAUAGUGAUGUUGUAUUUCGCAACCAUUAUCAGUUAGCCUCAUAUUGGUUAAAAUUUUUCAAACAGCAAGAAGUGAUAUGCAAAACAUACAAUUGACUUUGCCACACGGGUUUCAAGAUUUAUGGACAAUUUUCCCGAAAAUUAUUUGGUACAUUUAAGAUAUUUUUCUGUAACUCUUAUAAUAGUAAGAUAGUUUAUAAGUUUGAUUGAUAUGAAAGCAGUAAAGGUCUUAUUCAAGGCUUUCUUUAAUGCUUUUUCACAAUGGCUUGGUUUGUUCGAUAACAAACACGGGAGAUACAUAAGUUCUGUGCGUGUUGGAGCUAAAUAAUAACAACAGCAACAACAGUGGGAACAACAACAGCAAUAUCUAUAUCUAUUCAAGGCUAAAAAGUCACAUUGCAAAGAAGCUCCUACCCUUUA